Messenger RNA from Coprinopsis cinerea okayama7#130, 900 nucleotides. RefSeq lists its product as hypothetical. The record is from RefSeq and is a predicted model, not a curated record. Gene Ontology annotation, molecular function: double-stranded RNA binding; ribonuclease III activity. Gene Ontology annotation, cellular component: nucleus. Gene Ontology annotation, biological process: regulation of gene expression; rRNA processing. The transcript has 4 exons. Bases 1 to 900 code for a protein of 299 amino acids. NCBI's taxonomy places the organism in Eukaryota, Fungi, Basidiomycota, Agaricomycetes, Agaricales, Psathyrellaceae.
AUGGCCAACCUACCACCGCUUCCCAAGAUUGAAGGAGAUGUUGAGCUCUUACUCGAUGUAUUCACUCAUAAAUCUCUUCGCAUGACCGGUGCUCCGUUGAAUGAAGACUAUGGAGAUACAGAUCGUCUAGCUGAGCUAGGUGCUUAUGUUCUGCAGAUGGUCGUCGCCACACAUUGGUUCCAUGCGAAGAAUCCAAGUCUCCCGGCCGACCAGCUCAGCGCCAGGAUCAAGGAGUCACUGAGUGACACCACUGUGGACACAUGGAUGAACGCUUACGGAUUGAAGACCAAGCUGCGGAUCGCCCCUUCAGAGAUGGAACGAAGUAUGAAUUCUAGUACGGAAAUGCGCAAGGUGUUCGAAACCUAUGUUGGCGCCGUCUACUUCCGCAACCGCAAUGGACUGAAGGAGAUCCAGCAGUGGAUUUCGCGGUUGAUUGACCCGAAUGGUGCCACUGCGAUCUUGGAAGAUAUGCCUACUCAUCGAACCGCAUCUCCACCUGUUCCUUCUUCGCCUCCUGCUGCGCAGAGAUACGUACCCAUGCAAUUCGCUCCUCCCCCUCAACCCAUGGCGCCUCCACCACCGAUGCCUCCUGGAACGCCAUACGGCCGUGGGCCUACUGGCUUUGCGCAGGGAGCGCACGGGAUGCAUACAACUACCGGGCAAGGACACGUAGUUCAACAGAACCUGGUCACAGUGGCUUUGAUGAAUCAGAAGGCAGCCCAGAAUGGCGUGCAUGUAACCUACCCUGCAGAGCAGUCUGGUCCCCCACAUGCACCUCUUUGGCAUGUUCGAUGCUGCUUGAAUGGCAAAGAAUACGGCCGUGGCACCGGUAGGAGUCAGAAAAUCGCUAAAGAAGAAGCUGCUCGUCAAGCUUGGACCGCCAUGGGCUGGCACCAGUAG